Molecule: messenger RNA, 1321 nt
Organism: Pelobates cultripes (western spadefoot toad)
Lineage: Eukaryota; Metazoa; Chordata; Amphibia; Anura; Pelobatidae
Source: the annotation of a GenBank genome assembly
GUCUACCCCCAAAGCGUGACCACCCACCCACAACUUGAUUCAGGUCGCAAGGCUGACAGGCGGCAGACUCGAGGCCUUACUAAGAUGGCUGACAACACCACCACCCACACAACGAAAGGGCCGCAGUCUUCCAAGCGAGGUUCGACACCAUAUGCAGGCGAUUAUGGGACCGUCUGGAGAAUCGACACCAGCUGCCAACACCACCACGGGCCGGCAAUGGGACCACAGCACCCGCGGCAUGGGAGCCAGCCAAAGCUACAUACCCUGAACAGCGCAAGACCAAGGUGCAGCCGGAGGGGCCCCAACCGGGCAAAGCUACAGCCAAACCAAUGAAAUACAAGAAUGACAGCCCGCCUGGGAUGAGAGUCAUAAGGGGUGAGACCUCUACAUGCCACACACACAUGCAGAAGAGAGCAAAACACCCAUGGAAGCGCCAAAGUGCAGCCCUACGCAGCCCCACACCGGGGAAGGACCUGGCCCCAAAACAGCGACGGGUCUGUGAAAUGGUGGUACCGACUCUCAUCAAGUCUCAGGGCAGGAGGGGCACCCCACCUGGAAUACGCAGUGAAGCUCAUGUGGACACAGAGUGUCCCGAGGCGCAGAUGACGUCCACCCCACGCAUGUACUCACAGCCUCCAGACGGGGCAUUGGAUGAUCUACUGCCCAGCAGCUCUCAGGGACUAUGUGGUUACACCAAGCCGAGGCAUUGGCUGACAGUGCCACAUGUUCCCAAGCACGGUACCCUUGCCACACAAUAGGACAUGCAGCAACAUUUUAACUCGUCUGUACCCAGACAGACAAUGCCGUUGAAUAUGUGUUUACAUUUUUUUUUAUGUUUAGGCGUCUUUAGUUGCCUGCUUAUGCCAAUACUUGCUAAACUACAAGAGAGGCGUUCGAGGUUACACCAGCCACUAGCCUGUUAAUAUGAACCCAGCUAGCAUGUUAUACGAUUCCAGUCAGCAUGUUACACAAUUCCAGUCAGCAUUAGAGAGUCUAGCACAGCAUUUAUACCUAGACACUUGUUCCACUAAACUCGCUCAUGCUAACCAACAUAGCUGUAAGUCAGGUGUUAAACCCGCUAAUAGCCUGUUUUUAUUUAUCUAUAUAAUCUGUGACGGCGUACCUAACCUGUUAUUGUAGUCCUAGCUAGCAUGUUAUGCGAUUUAAUCAGCGUCCGCAAGUCUAGCAUGAUCUACACAUAUGUAAAUGAGUCUCACUAAUUCCUGCUAUCAUAUCUUGAAUUUUCAUGCAUGUUUAUUUACCUACUAUAAAAUUGGGCACGCCUAAUAUACUACCUUGAAUGUACAGCUUGAUUUACCGC